CGAGCCGUGACAUCACUAAUAUGAACAGCUGAACAACAAUAAUCAUAUUUGGUUAAAAACAAUUAUGCGAAUAAACGCAGCCGCCUUAUAGCGCCCGUGCCACGCCCCCUGCGAUGCGAACAGGCGACCACGCCAAGGUGUCGCCACGAAUCCAGCAAGCAAGGAGAACCCAAGCCAAGAGUCCGGAGUCCCCAGUACGGAACACCCAGAAAUUCCGGGCAGAAACACAAUAAAAACAUGUCUACGGAGGAGCAUGUGUGGCGAGCGCACGUCGUGCGGCGUUUACGCGAGCGGAAUCGCAAGGAGUGCGACAACUUCAAGGAGAUCAUCGAGCAAAACAACCGACUGAUUGACCAUGUGGCGCAGCUCAAGGCGGACAACCUGAAGAUCUCCGUCGAAAACGAGCAGCUCCGCAACGCAGUGUCAACAGGUGGCACCGGCUCCAACGUGGCCAUCGCCACCCUCGAGAAAAAGCUGCUCAGCCAGCAGGAGGAGCUCACCGAGCUGCACAAGCGCAAGGGCGAGAACUCCCAGAUGAUCGUUGACCUCAACCAGAAGGUCGAGCAGCAGAGGAUCAUCAUUUCCGAGAAGGAGCACAGCCUCGUCGAACAGCAGACGAACAACAACCGAUUGCGCGCGGAAGUGCAGCUACUUCACUCGAGUUUGGAGGAGCUCAAGAAACUGAACAACACCAUGUUGGAUGAGCAUACAGCGCUUCAAUUGGCAUUUAGCUCCCUCGAGGAAAAGAUGAGAGGAGUGCAAGAUGAAAAUCGACGUCUCCUGGAGCGACUUAUGCAAUACAAGUCGAAGGAUGCCGACAAGUUGAACGAGGAAAACGAAAGCAUAAUUAGAAAAAGACUGCCGUCAAUUUUCAGGAAACGUUCGGCUAAACUGAAACGUGACCUAGAAGACGCGGUCCGUGAGCCCAGCUCGUCCAGCAACACCGCCUCCUCGCCCGGCGCCGCAUCCUUGCAGCGCAACUCCAGUCCCGCCCAGUUCGUUGGCGGCCUCAUCGGCGACGAGGACUUCGACGAGGCCGCGAUUAAUGGCGCCAUGGAAGCCAUAGGUCUCGAUGAUAAUGAAUAUAUAAGCGCUCGUUUUACAGCAGGCGAUAUAGCCGAGAACUCCCGGGCUUCCAUCGACACCCUGAAGGCCACUGGCUACCUGGGCCAGGCCAAUCCCACCAAGAUCCUCAUGAAGUUCGAGGCACACGAGAACGAGUCGCAUGCGGUGCGCUGGAGUCCCGUGGAGCGCAUGGUGGCCACUGGUGGCGCUGAUCGCAAAGUCAAACUUUGGGAUAUUGGCAAAAAUUCCACUGAACCACGCGCAGUUCUCAGCGGAAGCAGUGCUGGGAUCAACUCCGUGGAUUUCGAUUCAACAGGCGCCUACAUCUUGGGCACCUCGAAUGACUACGGAGCCAGAGUAUGGACGGUGAUGGACAAUCGCUUGAGACACACGCUGACGGGUCACAGUGGCAAGGUGAUGGCCGCCAAAUACGUCCAGGAGCCCAUCAAGGUGGUGACCGGAAGCCACGAUCGCACACUGAAGAUCUGGGAUCUGCGCAGCAUCGCCUGCAUAGAGACCAAGUUUGCCGGCUCCAGUUGCAAUGAUCUCGUCACCACCGACAGCCUCGGAUCGACGAUCAUCAGUGGGCACUACGAUAAGAAGAUCCGGUUCUGGGACAUACGCACGGAGAAGCAGGCGGACGACGUCUUGAUGCCGGCCAAGAUCACCUCCCUGGAUUUGUCAAAAGAUUGCAAUUACCUCAUAUGCUCUGUAAGAGACGAUACUAUUAAACUGUUAGAUUUACGCAAGAACCAAGUUAUAUCCACGUUUACAAACGAACACUUUAAAAUCAGCUGUGAUUUUGCUCGGGCCUCUUUCAACUCGAGCGGCCUGAAGAUUGCGUGCGGAUCGGCGGAUGGCGCUAUAUACAUUUGGAAUGUGAAUGGUUUCCUAGAAGCCACACUCAAGGGUCACAGCACCGCCGUAAACGCGGUCAGUUGGAGUCCCAACAACAACCUGCUGGCCUCCGUGGGAAAGAACAAGCGCUGCACCAUCUACUCGGAAUCAUAGCCCUAAUGUUGCCAUACUACACACGUCAUUCGAGUCAGUCGGUUGCAAUUGCAAUCAGAAUCAGAAUCAGAUGUUGCAAUUCCGAAACUGAAACGCUUAAUUCUGCAGUCUGCAGUCACUGCAAUCACAACGGCCAUGCGGAGUCUGCUGUAUAUAGUAAAUUCGGUUAGCGAGCGAUCGGCGUACGUCCAGAGCCGACCUUUUAAUAACUUUACUUGAUUAUUUUAUUUAUACUUGAAUCGGAUAUAGUAUGCAAAUUGUAUCAAUUCAUAUAAAGCAGUAGUCGUAAGUACAUGUUUUCCUAUUGUAAAAAUAAACACACACAUAUAUGGGGUUGCAUAUACGAGCAAUCUAAGCAAA
Messenger RNA from Drosophila teissieri, 2436 nucleotides. RefSeq names its product autophagy-related protein 16 (gene Atg16). Gene Ontology annotation, cellular component: autophagosome membrane. The record is from RefSeq and is a predicted model, not a curated record. The coding region runs from base 238 to 2076 and encodes 612 amino acids. Gene Ontology annotation, biological process: autophagosome assembly. Gene Ontology annotation, molecular function: protein binding. The transcript has 10 exons. Lineage: Eukaryota; Metazoa; Arthropoda; Insecta; Diptera; Drosophilidae.